AUGGAUGACCCUUUUAACGCUGGCUCUCCGGGCCCGGAGGAGGUAGAUCUCUAUGAACUUCUCGAAAUCGACAGAACCGCGACACCAGAACAGAUCAAGAAGGCUUACCGAAAGGCCGCUCUCAAGUACCACCCAGACAAGGUCGCCGAGGACCAGCGAGAAGAAUCAGAAGUCAAGUUCAAGGAAGUCACACAAGCCUACGAAAUUCUCAGCGAUGAGCAGAAGCGCGAGAUGUACGACGUUCACGGCAUGGCCGCCUUCGACAAGUCCCGCGGCGGUCCCGGCGGUCCUGAGGUCGACCUCAACGACAUCCUUUCGCAGAUGUUUGGCUUCGGCAUGGGUCCUGGAGGUCCUGGUGGUCCUGGCGGCCCCGGCGGUCGAAGCCGACCUAGACGCGGUCCCGACGAGGAGCAAGAAUACAAGGUGACACUGGAGGAGCUUUACCGUGGCAAGACUGUCAAGUUUGCCGCCAACAAGCAGGUGCUGUGUGGUCAGUGCAAGGGCUCCGGCGGCAAGGAGAAGGCCAAGUCCUCGUCUUGCGAGCGCUGCAAGGGUAACGGUAUCGUUGAGGCAUUCCGACAAAUCGGCCCCGGCAUGAUGCGACGUGAGACUGUUCUUUGCGACCACUGUCAGGGUGCUGGCCAGGUCUUCAAGGAGAAGGACCGAUGCAAGAAGUGCAAGGGCAAGCGAACAACCCAAGAGAAGAAGGUUCUCGAGAUUUACAUCCCCCGCGGAUCCAUGCAGGGUGAGCGUAUCGUUCUCGAGGGCGAGGCCGAUCAGUACCCGGACCAAACGCCUGGCGAUAUUGUUUUCACACUGGUUGAGGAGCCCCACGACUUUUACACUCGCAUCGGUUAUGAUCUGUCUGCUGAGUUGACUGUGUCGCUUGGAGAGGCUCUAUCCGGUUUCUCUCGCACAGUCUUCAAGCACCUCGAUGGACGAGGCAUUCAUAUCGAGCGACCCCGAGGCAAGAUCCUGCGACCAGGUGACGUCCUCAAGGUUCCUGGUGAGGGUAUGCCCCUGAAGCGUGGUGAGACCAAGGGCGAUCUCUACCUGAUUGUCAAGGUUGAGUUCCCCGAGGAUGGCUGGCUGAAGGACGACUCAGAGUACGAGGCUCUGCAGAAGAUGCUGCCCGCUGCUCCCGCGAACGUUGAGGCUGAGGAGGUUGAUGAGGUCGAAUAUGAGGACGACGCAGAUAUUGAGAAGAUGGGCGAGAACUCAGGCGAUGGCCGAUUUGGCGGUGACUGGGAAGACGAUGAGGACGACAUGGGUGACGGUCAAGCUCAAUGCCAAACGCAGUGA
This is a messenger RNA of Fusarium coffeatum, 1302 nucleotides long. RefSeq lists its product as uncharacterized. Gene Ontology annotation, molecular function: Hsp70 protein binding; ATP binding. Gene Ontology annotation, cellular component: cytoplasm. Gene Ontology annotation, biological process: protein refolding; response to heat. Bases 1 to 1302 code for a protein of 433 amino acids. The transcript has 4 exons. NCBI's taxonomy places the organism in Eukaryota, Fungi, Ascomycota, Sordariomycetes, Hypocreales, Nectriaceae. The record is from RefSeq and is a predicted model, not a curated record.